AUGAUGGCUCCGAUGAUCUUUUUUGGCACAAAUGCUUUCUAUAUGAUGUCAGCGAUUGGAGUGGUUGAGAGACGGGAGAAAUGCGGGGGAAUCGGCCUUUUCUACAUCCCGAUCAUUCUCCUCACCUCCUUCAUCGCCAUUUCAAUGUACGUUUGUUUGCAAGGCACUUUCGUCACCUCCUUCUGGGCGAUCGUCACACUCGCUGGGCACUCGUUUAUGGCUAUCGCCGGCUUUUUGAUAGUCACACUGGUGAUUGUGGCGCCCUGCAUGUGUUGUUGUGGUCGAAAAUCGUCACCGAAACAAGACCAAUCGCAUACGGUGAAAUAUGCAAAGCGGCGGCUGCUCUGGACCGUCAUUUUCAUUCUCUUUGCCACCGUGCCAUUAGUGCCAUCGCUGUGUCUCUCCGUUUGUCGCCUAGUCGAGGCAUUGAUGUACGGCAAAUGGAUCUUCGACUAUCGUUUCCUCGCG
Mesorhabditis belari is the source of this 468-nucleotide messenger RNA. The record is from the annotation of a GenBank genome assembly. Lineage: Eukaryota; Metazoa; Nematoda; Chromadorea; Rhabditida; Rhabditidae.